AUGCCUUUGGAUGCUGGUCUACAAGGUUACAUUCUGAGAAAUAGAACUCAACUUCUAAGGACUGAUUUGUUGUUCAAAUUGAGCUUUUUCGUACAAAAGUUCACUUAUCCGGAUAAGGGAGUUGUUGCGUCUCUUGUAGAGGAAUUCGAAGGGCAUUACCUCUACAUAGCUAGGAGCAAGUAUGGUCACUUUAUAGCCGAAGCUGUUUGUAACCGUGCUCCUUUAACAAGCUUCCAAUCAUUUUAUGGAGAGGUUGUCACUCAUUCAGAAGAUCUAGUGAACCACAUUUAUGGGAACAAUGUCAUUUCGAAGCUGAUCCGCAGGACAAAGACGGAAAAAAGCAUGCAUUUGGACUGUGGUUUAGAAGAUUACAUUAUGAUAAAUAGAAAUUUUCAUCUAAGGACUGAAUUUGGUAAAUAUUUCGUCUUCACAUUUGAAGUUUAA
Arabis nemorensis is the source of this 444-nucleotide messenger RNA. The record is from the annotation of a GenBank genome assembly. NCBI's taxonomy places the organism in Eukaryota, Viridiplantae, Streptophyta, Magnoliopsida, Brassicales, Brassicaceae.